ACUAUAAAUAUCUGCACAAACCACCCCUAAGUAGGCUCUGCUUCUAACCUCAAUCUCUUCUUCGAUUUCUCUCUAAGCUCUCAAAUUCAGCUCUAAUGGAGUACGAGGGAGUUCUUCUAGGUAUGGGAAAUCCUCUUCUCGACAUUUCUGCCGUCGUCCCUGAGGAAUUUCUGAAGAAAUAUGACGUCAAGCCGAACAAUGCUAUUCUUGCUGAGGAUAAGCACUUGCCCAUGUAUGAUGAAUUGGCCAACGACUAUGAUGUGGAGUAUAUUGCUGGAGGUGCUACACAAAAUUCAAUAAAAGUUGCCCAGUGGAUGCUCCAAAUUCCUGGUGCAACUAGUUACAUGGGAAGUAUUGGAAAGGAUAAGUUUGGAGAGGAGAUGAAGAAAAAUUGCAAACAGGCUGGUGUUAAUGUGCACUAUUACGAAGAUGAAACUGCACCUACUGGAACUUGUGCUGUCUGUGUUCUUGGUGGUGAGAGGUCACUUAUUGCAAACUUGUCAGCUGCAAAUUGUUACAAAUCUGAUCAUCUGAAGCAACCAGAAAACUGGGCACUAGUGGAAAAGGCCAAAUAUUACUACAUUGCUGGGUUUUUCCUCACUGUGUCUCCAGAAUCCAUACAACUCGUUGCUGCACAUGCAGCUGCAAACAAUAAGGUCUUCACAAUGAACCUGUCUGCUCCAUUUAUUUGUGAAUUCUUCAAAGAUGCACAGGAGAAGGCUUUGCCAUACAUGGAUUACGUUUUUGGAAAUGAGACUGAAGCAAGAACCUUUGCAAGGGUUCGUGGCUGGGAGACUGAAAAUGUUGAAGAGAUUGCUGUCAAGAUUUCCCAAUUGCCCAAGGAAUCAGGUACACACAAGAGGAUUACUGUUAUCACUCAAGGUGCAGAUCCUGUUGUAGUUGCUGAGGAUGGGAAGGUCAAAUUGUUCCCUGUUAUUUUGUUACCCAAGGAGAAGCUUGUUGACACCAAUGGAGCAGGGGAUGCGUUUGUUGGGGGAUUUUUGUCACAGCUGGUGAAGAAGAAGCCAAUUGAAGAUUGUGUGAAAGCUGGCUGUUAUGCAGCAAAUGUUAUCAUUCAGAGGUCAGGAUGCACAUACCCCGAAAAGCCAGAUUUCAAUUAGGUCCAUUUUUUGGACCGGAAGAGUUCUCUUUCCUCUUGUACUUAACAGAGGAUCGUACUAUUAUGCUAUAUUGCCUCCUGAUUAUAAUUGUGGUGGUCUGCUUUAUGUUUCUCCAAAACCCAAUUAUAUGGUAGAGGGGUUUAUUUGUUUUGGAUGUUAUUAUUGUUUGUGAUGAUACGUUAUUCGAAAUGGAUGAGAAGAAUAUCCAGUCUAAUUUUUCCAGAAGCUA
This is a messenger RNA of Humulus lupulus (European hop), 1350 nucleotides long. RefSeq names its product adenosine kinase 2. Bases 96 to 1121 code for a protein of 341 amino acids. Gene Ontology annotation, cellular component: cytosol; nucleus. Gene Ontology annotation, biological process: purine ribonucleoside salvage. The transcript has 12 exons. NCBI's taxonomy places the organism in Eukaryota, Viridiplantae, Streptophyta, Magnoliopsida, Rosales, Cannabaceae. Gene Ontology annotation, molecular function: adenosine kinase activity. The record is from RefSeq and is a predicted model, not a curated record.